AGGUACGAGCGAAAGCGCGAGGCAGCCGCGAACGCUCCUCGCGGCGUUCCAGGAGCCGUAGCCGCCACGGCUCCCAGAUAUAUUUUUGCCAUCAUGGAUCGGUUUGGAGAUAUAUCAGAAGGUGAAGUGGACCAUUCUUUUUUUGACAGUGACUUUGAAGAAGCAAAUAAAUGUGAAAAUAACUUAUUAGUUUUUGACAGACAGAAUGAUGGUCUUAAAGAGAGAAUAGAUAAAGAUACAGAACAUGUACAUUUGACAUUUGGAAUACAAACAAAGGAAAAUUACCUUAAUGAAAAAGGAAAUGAAAGAAAAGCAAAACUUGUUUUAGAUGAACACCCUGUAGCAAAUGAUAUACAAAUCAAAAGUUCAUCAUUAACUACUUGUUCGAGAUCAAAAAAAUUACGUGAUACUACAACAGGACAUAAAAUACACUUGCCCAUGCCGAGUAGAAUUCCUAAAAUUGUAAAAGAAGGUGAGGAUGAUUACUAUACAGAUGGAGAAGAAAGCAGUGAUGAUGGAAAAAAACAUCUUGUGAGAUCAAAGUCAGCUAAACCAUCUAAUAACUUUAAAAAAAAUGUAAGUAAAAAGUAUUCUAAGGUCAGUUCCUCUUCAUCUUUAUCUUCCUCAUCUUCAGAUUCAGGUACAGACUUUUCAGAUACUGAAGCUAAUGUCCGUAAAUCUUCAUCAAAGAAACAAAUACCUAGUGUAACUGUCUUAUCACCAAAACAAAAAAAUAAGCCAAGAAAAAAAUUAACAGGGACACAACCUUCAAGUAGUAAGCCAAAAAUGGGAGACACUGAAGAAUCUGAAGAUACUGUGACAGAUGUUACUCCUUUGUCAACUCCAGACAUCAGCCCUGUUCAGUCUUUUGAACUGGGAACAUCAAAUCAUCAAAAAGUAAAAGUUAAAAAACAAGAAAAUGUGAACCAAGAAGUUUAUGAAGAUGUUGAGGUUUUAAGAAAGGAUUCCAAAUAUUUGAAAGCAAUCAAAAAAGGAAAAGAAAAACACGUGCCCCAUCUUGCCCCAAAGUCACCAGUGUUAGAGUCUAAUUUAGACCAAAGACAUAAACAGAAAGUCUUGCAUGACACAAUGGACCUGAAUCAUCUUUUAAAAGCUUUUCUACAAUUAGAUAAAAAGGGAUCACAAAAGCAGCACUUUGAUCAGCCUUCGGUACUACCUAGGAAAAACUACUCUUUCACAAGAGAGGAGGUGAGACAGAUUGACCGGGAAAAUCAGAGGCUUUUGAGAGAACUCUCAAGACAGGCUGAAAAACCAGGAAGCAAAAGUAUUCCCGGGAGAUCAAUUGGCCAUCCUCCUAAGUUGUAUCAUAGUGCUCUCAACAGGCAGAGGGAACAACAAAGGAUUGAAAGAGAAAAUCUGGCUUUAUUGAAAAGGCUUGAAGCUGUGAAACCAACAGUUGGUAUGAAGCGCUCAGAUCAGCUAAUGGACUACCAUCGCAAUAUGGCUUAUCUCAACCCAGUUACACCCUCAAGACGAGUGAGAUCUACUCUUAGCCAAUACAGUUCAUUACGAGGUGCUUCCAGGACAUCAAGUGCUACCAGUGGUCUCAGUUGUAAGACUGAAAGAUCACUUUUUGACAAACCCAGUAGCCUGUUGCUAAGACCUAAACCCCAUAAUGUUCGUACUGCUUGGUUAUAAAACCUUUUUUAGUUUAUACAUUGUUCAUCCACAUUUUACUGAUGGGCUUGUGUAUAUUACUGUCUCUGUAAAAACAUUCAUAUUGUUUUUCAGAAAUUUGUGUAGCAGUUGUAAUUUAUUAAGUACACAAUUGUCAUCUAAAAGAUAAUUUAAUGUGAAAUCAGUAUUUCUUAUGAUGACGUAUUUAUAUGAGAUACAUAUUUGGUAAUAUGCAUGUAUGUUUCCUUAGUAUAGAAACUGAUCAGGUGUCAUGCUGACAAAACAGUAGUAAUAGUGUUGUUGCAUGCUGAAGCAAGGUGUUCAUAUAAUUCUCACUUCAUUUUUUUGUUGUUGUUGUUUUUGUAAGUUUUAAACUGAGGGUUUAUCUCCUCAAUUUGACUUACUUUCCUGUUUGCUUUAGAGCUUGGUGAGAGACACAACUUGAUUGUAUGAGCAUUAUGCUUAUUAUGAAACAAAUCUUGAAAUUGUUUGCAUGAAUGGAACUGACUUAGAUUUGAUGAGCAGAUUGAAAGCAGUUUGUACUGGGGAAAUCCUUGCUAGUCCACCAGAGAUAUCUUGAAGACUAUGUAAGAGUCAGGCUUUAAAAUUUUGAUUAGCCAUUCUAGACCAUUUCACACUUUGAAUAAUAGAAAGGUUAACUUGCAAGCUCCUCUUUUAUGUUUGCAUACACUCAAGUGAAGUACUUUUAAUGAUUCAGAGAAAGGAGGUUGGCUUUAUAGCUACAGGGUACUGCCUGUGAUGAGUUUGUCCACAGAACAUAUCAGUUGCAUCAUAAGUGAAAGCAAACAUUCGUUAAAUUAGUGACUAGCACCACAAACCAAUCCAGAGAGACAAGCAGAUCCUGAGAUGUGUCAGAGCAGUGUUUUAAAUGAUACUAUUAUCAUGUUGUGCUGUAGUUUCGUGCUUACUAUGUUAGAAGAAGGUUUAGAACAAGAAAGAGAUGCUUUAGAAAUAACAGCUGGUGUUAUAAGGUCUGGGAAGGAAAACAUGACCAGUAGGAGAAAUAAAUCACACAUUGGUUGAGACUACUGCUUUUAAAUACUAGUGAAUUUUCUGUUUUAGUUUGAUUUGGUUUAUUUGGUUGAAUCUAGGAAGUCUGUUUUUUACCAGUUUUACCAUUUAAGGGCCCAGUGAUCUGGAUGGGAUUCUUGAUGAUAGAUAAAGUAGAGAAGAGUUGAUUUUUGAAAUCAGAACAUUUUUCCCUCAGUCAGUAAUCUCUUGUUUCAUAGAACAAAAUCUGAUAGAUAGCACUGCUACUUACUACUGGCCUUUUUAUUAGCAUAGCACCAGUAAGAUUUGAUUUUUCCAGUACUCAAACUCGGUAGUAUGUGUGCUACACCUGCUUUUUUUUUAGCACCUUUAGCAUUGAGGCAAACUGCACUUUACAAACAUCAAUUCACAACUUCUUGCUCUUAGUUUGUAUUCAUAGAGUUUGCUUAGGGCAUUGGAGUUAAAAAUUGAUGAGAAUGUCACUUUUCUGUGAGGGUUUUCUGCUGCUUUCUUUGAGCUAUAGCAGUUGUCAACAAUGUUUUGAUGCAUUUUUUGAUGCAGUUUUUAUGCCUGCUUUACAUAUACACUUGAACUAUAAUAAACCAAGAUUUAUUUUCUUUUGUUUUUUAACUUAUUGCAUUUUUUACUGUUUGUAUGGCAACUUCUCUUUAAGGAGAGAUAAGAUAAAUGCUGAAUUGGAAAACUCAGCCUUUAGACAUUUGCGCAAUAGUGAGUACCUUUUAAAAAUAGACUUUGUUGAGGUGAAAAAAAAUUCUCAUGUAUAACUUUAUGUUCAUAGUGGCCUUAGUCUUGGAGUACAUUUAUGUUUUCUACUGCCAAGUGCCAGGGUAAGAAAUACCUAAUUUCAUAAAUAAAACAGUACUUGGAUUUUAUAUCCUAAUUUAAUGCCUUUAGUGUUUAGUACCUUGAAAGAGAAGUUUGUCUUAAGUAUUAACAAGCAUCCAACUUGAAGGAAAAAUUGGGUAGAAUAAUGAUAUCUUAACCAGAAUUUACAAUAUUGUUGUCACGGUAGAUUAUAUAUGAUGAAUAUAAACAAAAUAGAUGGACAGGAGUUGAAAAUGUGUUCUGAUAUAACUCAAGGUACUUUGAAGUAGUUAUGGCUUAUGAAGUAUUCUCUAUAAAAUAAUCCUAAAUAUAUCACUCUGCAUUUUCAAGGACGGAAAAAAAUAAAAGAUCUAGCACUGUUUUGUAUUUGUUUAAUAUGUGUCCUUUGAAGAUUUACAUGUGUAACUAGACAGUGUACCAGUCUGAGGUCUAGUUAUUUGACCGGAUCCCUACUCUGUCAGGUGUUAAACUGACAUUGCCUCCCUUAUAAUAGUUUCUGUGGAAGAUUUUAAACUAGUAAAAUUAAGGGAUAGCUAGUGUCUCAUACUUGUUCUAUUCCUUUUUCAAUUCUCAAUUUUAAAAAAAUGCUUCCUUAGCUACUGUUCCAAAUAAAGUUUUCUGGUUCAGUUAUAAAUGUAGUGUUAAGCAGUUGUUUCAAACCUAUUAUUCCAAUGCCCAGAGUGGAUAUUUAGACAACUUUUAAAAUAUGAUUGUGAUAGGUAUGACUGUGUGCUUCUCAAAUACUGCAGCUCUGCAAAGUAUUAAGACCAACUAAGAGAUGUGAUUUUAUUUUAAUAAUUAAAUUCAUAAAAAGUUUACUAUCUUAAAUGCUGAAGUCUUAACCUAUAAUUGAUUUUUAUACCAUCUUAGAAAAUGUAAUUAAGGUUAGUAGCUAACUUUAUUUUCAUGAGUAAAGAUUAGGAAGAAACUUGAAAAACAUCUGUAGUCUAUUGUCAUGGAUUUUAGGCAUGAAGAACUAGCUUGGAGUAGUGGAAAAGGAAAUAAAAGAAUUAAAGAUAAUUGAA
Dipodomys spectabilis (banner-tailed kangaroo rat) is the source of this 4520-nucleotide messenger RNA. It is a transcript of the gene Cfap97, whose product is annotated as cilia and flagella associated protein 97. Lineage: Eukaryota; Metazoa; Chordata; Mammalia; Rodentia; Heteromyidae. Gene Ontology annotation, biological process: spermatogenesis. The transcript is spliced from 5 exons. The record is from RefSeq and is a predicted model, not a curated record. The coding region runs from base 94 to 1659 and encodes 521 amino acids.